UACGCGCAUGCUCAUUGGAGUCUUCAAACUGAAAGUAUAGAAAGAUGAAAACCUGACAACAGGAGUUUUACACAUACACAAGCUCCCGAGCCACCGCUUGGGUAAUACCGAACUCUUAUUUUAGUUAAAUAGAACUUACACUCGCUGACAAUUAUGACGGAUAUCGCGACGAUCUACAAACUGUCCUUGAUUGCUUUUGCUUGUGCUAUGCAAGGGUACGGGGCAACAUGUCCGGUUCUGGAGUGCUGGUUCGUUCAGGAGAAGUCGGGUCGAGGAGGCGGGUUUCCAGCUGCCAUGAGCCAGGAGAAGUCCCUGCUUUACGUCGGAACCGACCCGGACAACACUGGAACCGGGACAACAAAGAAUCCCCCAGCAGACAUCGACUCCGCGCGGAUCUACUACGUCACCGAUCCAGGGGCUUCUCUUUGCAGUUCCUCUCUUCGUCCACCAGAGGGCUCUGUCAGGAAGCCGCAGUGUGAAAUAAAUCCAUAUCUGCCUCAGCCUGCUAUGGUCCAAUGGGCAGCUCCGCUGACCGAGUCCGCCCACAGUCCCAUCUACCUUCAAGCUGAUUGGCUCUCAGUCUCCGCGCACGGCCUUGACGGACAGCUGGCGCUUUCCAGCGUUAUGAGAGCUACAACGAAAACCAACAAGCCAAGCGUAAUCGUCAGUGUGUACAGUAGAACAGUCUCGGUCCGCGCCAGACUGGGGGCUCCAGUGGUUCUGGACUGCGGGUUCUGGACCGAGCCCUCGUCCCCGCUCUCCGCCGGGGGGUUUUCGGUGGAGUGGCGGUAUCAGUUCCGGGGCGAGGGGCGCUUGGUGCUGGCCUACGACGGCAAGAACGACCGCUUGGCUCAGACUGCGGAGGAAGGGGCGGAGCUGGACAUCGCCGCCCUGCACCAAACAGGAAACGCAUCACUCAUCCUGCAGGAAGCUCAAGUCAGGCACUCCGGGACCUACAUCUGUUCCGUCUACCUGCCGUACCUUCUGUCACAGGUGUCCGUCAACCUGGAGAUUGAAGAGCCUCCCUCCCUCUCCAUCAGCCCCCCGACCCCCCAGGUGCUGCUCCCCGGCCAGUCCCUGUCUCUGCAGUGCCAGGCAUCCGGCUUCACCCCCCUCCCUCUGGAGCUGCGCUGGGAGUUUGCGGACGCAGACGGAGCGGUGCGCCCCCUAGGGGCGGGGAGGGUGUCCGGGCACAAGCAGGCCUGGGACGGGACCUUCACCCAGAGCUCCUGGCUGGAGGUGGGGAGGGGCGGGGAAGACCUGGCGGGUGGCGGCGAGGUCGUCUGCGUGGGGCUUCACUCUGGGGGCGCCAGGCGGGCCCGCGUGCCACUCAGCGUAAUAGGGGCCCGAGGCCCCACAGUGGAGGACUCUAUUGCCAUGGUUGCAGUGGCCCUUGGGCUGUACGGACUGAUCAGGAUCGCCACUUGGACCCUGGGCAUGUCUGGGUUUGCUGGUAGAGACCCAGAGGCCAAAAAAGAGAAGUAAAAUACGGAAAAGGCUCAGGAUUGUACGUGUUUGUUGUACAGAUAUGAAGAAAGAUGUGACUGACCUUUCCUUGAGGACUUCCAGUUGCUCACAUUUAUGACAAACGCAUCUGUGCUAAUAUCCACAAGUCAAAUUUUAUUUCUUAAUUAUAUGUAUGUAUAAUUUCAAUGUGCUUUAAAUUUGCAUAUCAAAUUUUUCAUUUUUAACCAUUGCCCAAUUUUAACUAAGUACAUAAAGAAUCAAUUUAGGCACACACGGUUUAGAUCAUUUGUAAAUUGGACUAGUUUACAGUAGGUGGGUGCCACUGAAUUUUGUAUUAUAUUGAUAAAAACAUGGUUUUACUUUUGCAGGAAACAUUGUCUGAAUAUUUCACCUUGUGAUGUUUCAUUGUACUCAGUUGUAUGAAUUCUGAUUACUAGCCUGUGUCAUCAAUUUGUUUGUUCUUUGUAAAUAUAUGUCCUGAAGAGUUGUAAAUGGAUUUCUAAAAAGGGUGUACAUGUUAUUUUGCUAGAAUGUUUGCAUGAUAUUUUUUUAUCUUAAAUUGAUAAAAUGCAAUCCCUUCUGGAUUCUGUUUAUUGAUAUUUAACAGUUUUUUAAAUUUAUUUUUUUUACUGCUGACACUGAGGUUAAGGCUGGUAACUGAUCUGUUGAUUCUGGAUGAAAAUAAAACUUGUUAAAAAUGGCGAA
Anguilla anguilla (European eel) is the source of this 2172-nucleotide messenger RNA. Its product is annotated as tapasin-like. The transcript is spliced from 9 exons. NCBI's taxonomy places the organism in Eukaryota, Metazoa, Chordata, Actinopteri, Anguilliformes, Anguillidae. The coding region runs from base 154 to 1485 and encodes 443 amino acids. The record is from RefSeq and is a predicted model, not a curated record.